CAGAGAGGGGGCGGGGGGGAAGGAGGAGAUGAAAACAGUUAGGAAGGGGAAAAAGAAGAGCACGRACUAAAAACGGAUCGGUUUUGUUUUGUUUUCCUUUUAAACAUAACCGUGGGCAGGAUCCUGUAGCUUUGCUGUUGAACCACACAGAUUAUCCGUCAUGUCGURAAAAAUCCCAGGAUAAAAAUGUCCGGGGAUCUUCUUAAGGAAUCCUGCCACUAAACUGCGCCGCGCUGUCACGAUUUAAGGAAGUAAAACUGAACAUGAGUCUCAUUUAACCGAGGAGCGGGGCCAUUAUCAAGCUCAUACCAGCCAAACUCAAARUCCACCCCCCGCCCCCUGAUUUCUUUUUUACUCUUCAAUUARCAGAAAGGGAUUUUUUUUCUUCUCCUUCUUUUUUUUUUUUUUACUGCAUUGAAUUCCUCUGGACGAGAUGUCAUCCGCAUUCAGGAGGAGCUCCUCCGGCUGACUGAGCCUCCCAGCAGCAGAGGGACGCCGACGCACAGACGGACGAUGGGAGAUGCGGCAGAGGACAGAGGGAUGAGACGCACAUUCAUCGUCCCUGCUAUCAAGAGCUUCGACCACUACGACUACACCAGGGCCAAGAUCUCCUGCAGCCUGACGUGGCUGGUGGCCAAGGCUUUCGGCUCGGAUGCCGUUCCGGAGGAGCUGGCCGAGCCCUUCUACAGGGACCAGUACAACCAGGAGCACCUGAAGCCUCCCGUCGCCUGCCUGCUUCAGUCCGCAGAGCUGUACUGCCGUGCAGGAAGCCUGAUCCUCCGYAGCGAUGCCGUCAAACCUCUACUGGGACACAACGCCGUCAUCCAGGCCCUGGCCCAGAAGGGGCUGUACGUCACAGACCAGGACAGACUGGUCACCGAGAGAGACCUGACCAGCAUGCCCAUACACAUGAGCUCCCAUCUGGCGCUCAUCGAUACCUUGAUGAUGGCCUACACCGUGGAGAUGGUGAGCGUGGAGAGGGUGAUGUCCUGCAUCAACAAGUAUUCGCCUGCUGAACCGCUACACGGCGACGGUCUCGUCCAGGGGCUGCCGUACGACACCGAGGACGCCAUCGCCACCUGGAUCAACAAGGUGAACGAGCAGCUGAGGGACAUCCUCAUCGAGGAGCAGAAGUUAAGAGAAGCCUCCCUCCAAGACUCAAACGUCACAACACAUAAGUCUUCUAGCAAAUGGUACUGGAGAUUAGUACCUGCCCGGUACAGGAGGGAGCAUGCCCAGAAGAAUGUCCCGUCGCUCCACCUGGUGGAGAACSUGCUGAAGGACAACACAGAUGGCUGCGCCCUCGCUGCCCUGCUGCACUUCUACUGCCCGCAGGCCGUCCGGCUGGAAGACAUUUGCCUCAAGGAGACCAUGUCUCUGGCUGACAGUCUGUACAACCUCCAGCUGGUGCAGGAGUUUUGCAGGAACAACCUCAAUCACUGCUGCCACUUUAGCCUGGAGGACAUGCUCUACACGCAUGCAUCCAUAAAGAGUAACUACCUGGUGUUUAUGGCUGAGCUUUUCUGGUGGUUCGAGGUCGUGAAACCCUCAUUUGUUCAGCCCAGAGUCUUCGACCCCAACGCCUGUGAGCCUGUAUCGUCCUGCAGAGAUAUGGCUCCUGUGUCCAGUCCUGUCAAACAGAACUAUGCAGACAGACCUUCCAGUCCAGAAAACCUCACAGCUGAAGGCCUAAUGAAGAGAUCUACCUCCAUGUCCUAUGUUGACGGUUGUGUCGGGACGUGGCCCAAAGAAAAACAAUCCUCCUCUCGGGGAAUCUCCUUUGAGAUCCUUCUGGAUGGAGAUGCAACGUUGCCCCCCUUUGAGGCUCCUUCUACCUGCGGCAUGACCCGCUCAGCCAGUACUGAUGGUCUGGGGUUCAAAGUUCAUUAUGCAUCAAGAGGAGGCAUGAAACGCCACCUCUCCCUCACGCCGGUCGAAGUGAACGGACAGGGCAGACAGAUCCCAGAGGAGGAUGACGACUUUACUUCCCACAAACCUUUGGGACGGAACAACACUUUCUCUAUUAAAAGCCAAAGCAGGUGCCCCAAUGGAGUCUUACCAGACAACAGCAGCCCCGCCAAGUACCAAGGGAACCACUCCGCCCGGGUCAGUCCAUCAACUCCUCCGAGCAUCGAGGAGGCCCUCAAGAUCAUCCACGACACCGAACGGCCUCAUGCCAGCCUCGCUGUUGGAGAUGGAGACAAUGGCUUUUUUCUGCAUGGUGCAKAUCCGUCAGAGCCUCCAGGGGCUCAAGCUCCUGGAGAUGACUUUGGUUCAGCGAAGGCUCGGGUGAACGACCGAGACCCCAACUCUGCCUCCACAGAUGAAGUCGACACAGGCAUCCAUGUGCGGACAGAGGACAUCCAGAGUUUGGAUGAGGACUCCUCGUCUCUGAGGGACUACUCGGAUAUAGAUCCAGACUGCGAGGCCGUGACGAGGUCGUGUCCUCUGCCUGGCAAGCAGGAGAGGAGCAGGGAAGGGGAACACAAGGAGGAAGUGGAAGCCAACCCUGAGGGCGAACAGGGACAGGGAGGUGACAGAGGCAGCCCCUGCCCCAGUUCUGCGCCCACCAUCCCCAGGUCUUAUACAGGCAGUCCUGCCUCUUCAUCGGGYGGGUCAGCUGGGGGUCUGGUGCGGAUGACCAGCUUUGCAGAGCAAAAGUUCAGGAAGUUGGAGGGAAGAAGCAGCGGAGGAACCACAACUCCAGACAGCUCUGACCUCAAUGUCCCCUACACACACUCGGCCAGAACCACUUCCUCUCAGUUCUCGACGCCUCCCCUGCCAAUCACGUCGCCUUCUCCGGCUGCCCCGUCGCCUCGAGACCCCUCCCACUUCAUCGCCUCWGAAAUGAUUCAGCUGAGAAUGAAACUUGAAGAAAAACGCAGAGCCAUCGAAGCCCAAAAGAAAAAGGUAGAAGCAGCUUUCACCAGGCACCGCCAGAAAAUGGGAAGAACAGCCUUCCUGAAUGUAGUAAAAAGGAAAGGAGUGACGGCCCCUCUGAGCCAGAACUCCGUAGGGGCAGAAACACCUUCACCCGAGCCCAUSUCCUCCUCAAAGGAGGACAGUGUGGAGCGGGUGGAGCGAUGCAAACCUGAUGGAGCAGCUCCCAAAUCUCCCUGCGAAGACGGUGGGGGCGUGACCCCUGGAGAGGUUGACCUUGCAGAAUACACACGGUCCAUUGAAAGGCUGAACACGUCGCUGGGCUUCCUGCAGACUGAGAUGCAGCGACUGGCCCAGCAGCAGGAGAAGAUCAUGGCCAUGAGAGACCAGCAGCAACAGGCCUGGGUGAUCCCGCCUCCUGCUCCGUCUCCGCACAGGCAGCUCCGCGAGCUGCGCAGCAGCAGCGUGACAGGCAGAGGAUCGGGCCGGGGGUCGGUGGGAUCCUUGUCCCCGAUCCUGUCCUCUUCCGGAUCGCCACGCGCCCCCAACCGUUCGCCUGCGGGUAUCAAACGACGACCAGCCUCGUUUCAUGCCAGAACGCCUCGGACUCCCCGUCCGAACGACCUGAAGGUCACCCCCAUCAGUCGGAUGCUCAACCCUCCCACCUCAGUGGACAGCCUGCCCAGACUGAGGCGCUUCAACUCCAGCCAAACCCAGCAGAGCUCGUUUGCCUACCUGAGUCACGACGAGGGCGUCAGGGGGAGACACAACCAAGAGCUCRAGGGCGAAAAAGAUGAGUCGAAGAAAAAAGAGGAAAUGGUAGUAAAGAUCAGUGAUGAGGAAGAACGCAAAGGAAAGACRAGUGAACGUCUGAAGGAGAGGACAGAAUCUAAAGAGCAGUCGAAGACAUCAGARGUUUUGUGCCAGCCGCUUUCAGAGGUCAAAGGUGGGGUUGUUAGCCAKAGUCAAGAUGACAAACAGGAAAGGAAGGACCUAGUGGAGGUGCCGCUGUCCUGGCUAAAGCCUCCUGGUGGCCGGGGUCCGGAGAACAUAGAGGAUGGAAAGAAAGGAGGAGAAAGUCACGGAGACGACCAAAAGAUGUGCUGCGGAUUCUUCUUUAAGGAUGAUGUGAARGGAGAAGAGGACAUGGCGGCAAAGAAAGCAGCUCUGUUGGAAAAGAGGCUUCGGAGGGAGAAGGAAGCGCAGGAGAAGAGGCAACAACAAGAGCUGGACCAGGAGCAGAAGAAAGAAGCCGCACGGCUAAAGGCAGAGGAGGAGCAACAGAAGAAGGACGAAGAGAAGGCGAGGAGGGAGUACAUCAAGAACGAAUAUCUGCGGAGGAAGCAGCUCAAGCUGAUGGAGGACAUGGAUGAGGUCAUCAAGCCUCGAAGUGGAAGUCUGAAGAAAAAGCAGCGGCCCAAGUCCAUCCACAGGGACAUCAUGGAGWCAUCUACUCCUCCUGUGAGRACGACAGGUGAAGGACUCCCAAAGCACCGUCACAAACCGACGUUACAAACAUGUUCCCACCGAGAGACUCAUGCUGAUCUGUGCUGGUUCUGUGCAGGUGUGCGUCCUCGGGGCUUCUCUGUCUCAAGUGUCUCUUUGGCAUCCCUCAAUCUGGCUGAYAACGACAGGGACCAGCCAGAUAACAGGAAGAACAGCAGAGGCCACAAACUAGCUUCAGCUCAUAUCCCGUUUUUUUUAAGCUCCCCCAAAGACAGAAAGGGAAGGCCAGACUCUGCGGAGGGUUUUUCCUCUUGUCCUUCAGCCGGCAGUCGUAACGGAGAGAAAGAUUGGGAAAACGACUCGACCACUUCCUCCACUCCCUCCAACACAGAGUACACAGGACCUAAACUGUACAAGGAGCCUAGUGCYAAGUCCAACAAGCACAUCAUCCAGAACGCCCUGGCUCACUGCUGCCUCGCUGGCAAAGUCAAUGAAGGGCAGAAAAACAAGAUACUUGAUGAAAUGGAGAAAUCCGAAGCCAAUAACUUCCUGGUGUUGUUCCGUGACUCCGGCUGCCAGUUCAGAUCCGUCUACACGUAUUUCCCCGAAACGGAGGAGAUCGCCAAACUGGCCGGCAUCGGCCCAAAAUCUAUCACUCCCAAGAUGAUCGAGACUUUGUACAAGUACAACUCGGACAAGAAGCAGUUCAGCAAGAUCCCGGCUAAGACCAUGUCUGCCAGCGUGGACGCCAUCACCAUCGCCAACCACCUGUGGCAAACCAAGAAGCAGGGGACGCCCAAAAAACACCCAAAGUAGARCCAGGUGAAGGCGGUGUGUCUGGACAAGCUCUGUUGAAACAAACAGAAGAAAAUGUGGAUUUCUUUUUUUCUAUAUAUAUUUGAGGGACACCAGUUACCAUUCCUGAAAAUCUCAACUGGAAUGUUGAAAUACAUUAUCACGCGUAAAACUAAUACAGAGCUGGCUAUGACACUACUUCAGUGUGGCACAAGUGUGUUCUUGUCAGCAUGUGUAUCAAUGUUCUCAUGUGCCAAAAAAAAAAAAAGAAAAAGAAAAGAUGAUA
Poecilia reticulata (guppy) is the source of this 5407-nucleotide messenger RNA. Lineage: Eukaryota; Metazoa; Chordata; Actinopteri; Cyprinodontiformes; Poeciliidae. The record is from RefSeq and is a predicted model, not a curated record.